UAUUGACAACUUCAGUUAUGGUUCUUUCGAAAGGUGGCAUAAAUAUAUAACACUAUGUUUUAUUUGUGUAUAAUUGUGCAUUUUGUGCAUUUGGUUAUUUUUGUGAAUACACUGACAACUGAAGCACCACGCGCCUGUAAUGUAAUCACAACGAAACUAAUUCUGAUUAAUGGGACUAACUACAAAUGCCCACACACCGACACGAUACACUUGACCGAAAAUGAUACAGUUUCAGUGGAAAUGACACACUGGAGGUUUAUCAACCAGGUUCUUGUGACAAUACCGUCGAGAAACGAAUUCGUGUUGAAAGACAGCAGUCAAAACUCUUAUAAAAAAUAUUACAACUUCACAGUAUCACCAACACAUACUGGAAAGUGGAUUUUCAACACAUUGACCGGUAAGGAUGCGUCGAUAGUGUCUUCGGAAUCACACGAAAAGUACCCAAAAGGCACAAACAUAACUUACUAUAGUUAUAAAUGUGAAUUUAACGUCAAAGUCUCAAAACUCUCAGUCUCUGACAAAUUUAGUGAUAACUUGAUUCUGUACAUUCUUAUUGGUGUAGCUGUGUUGGCUCUGAUCAUUGUCAUUCAGACAGGGGUCAUCUGUUACAUACUCAAAGCAAAAAAAACACGGCGGAUUGAAAAUAUGGCAUUAAUUAACAAACCACGUGGAAGUGACACAGUCCGCUACAGCACCACGCCGAGCCGGAAGCUUUCCUUGAAAGCUCCAAGCACUGAGGAAAUAUAUGAAACAUUGGACAUUGUACAAGGUACAGACGCUCCCCCGCCGCCGCCGAUAGACACUUUACCAAAAGAAAGAAUAAAACGCCGCUCGCCUAUGCCAUUGCCAGAUGAAAAUGACGGUGCUCAGAAUCAACCUGUCAACAAAAACGAGACGGAACCAUUAACCAGGACAGAGUCUAACUUUUCAGUGCACAUGCGAUCGGGUAAAGUGAAGAUUCCAGCAUUCUGUGCACCCUCGUCCGCGGCCACUGUCGCACCUGAAAAAGUUGCCAAAUCCAUAAGAAAACCUUCUACUAUCAAUCAAGAUGCUAUAUCGAAUGAACUAAACAACAUACUUAAACGACGCGCAGACACAAUGGCAGGACCAAAUCAAAAAACACCGGUGGCGACACCGAAACAAAUACCGGAGACAAAACCAAAGAAGGGAAUAUUCCAGGCAUUAAAACCGCCACCUUUGCAUAAACCCACAAUACCCGUAACACCAGCAAAGCCUCAUUCAGUAUUACCACGGCCUCGACCCACGCAGAAACCGAACUCGCCCUCGGAUAAAACACCCAACUGCGUCAAGCCACCCACCCAACCACUACCCCCACUCCCAACACAAUCUCCUCGUCCGACACCAGCAAUGUCUGAACAUGUGGAUUCUCCGCAAAGACCAGUGUUCAAACCCGCACCUAUUCCACUAGAAGAUGAUCCUGAAUAUAUGGAAGGGCCGGAAUACGCAGAUUACAACGAGAAUUAUGACGACGAUUCAGCUGACGAGUGGACAUACGAACCCUUGGACCCACCAUCGAAAUAUGAUUAUAACAUUUACUCCACUUAGACACUAAUAAUAAUAUUAUAAACUAGAUGUUGCCCGGGGCUUCGCUCCCGUGGGAAUUUUGAGAUAAAAUAUAGCCUAUAGCAAUCUUGGACAAUGUACCUUUCUAAUGGUGAAAGAAUGUUUGAAAAAAUCGGUUCAGUAAUUCCGGAGAUUACCCACCUCAAACAUACAAACUCACGAACGCUUAGCUCUUUAUAAUAACAGUAUAGGUAGAUGAGAAUGUGUCUUAGUUUUUAUGUCUUUCACGUCACAACGGAGUAUUGGAUUGUGGUGUUUGGUGUGGAGAUAGUUGGAGAGCUGGAGCCGCGGGCGACAGCUAGUCGUUCUAUACCUAAUCAUAGUUUUUACUUAGAUAUUCAAUUUUUUUUUUAUAUUCAUAUUCUGGGAUGGUUUACACACACAUAUAAAACCUUAAAUUUCGUCUGUGAUUUUCGCGCAUAAUGAUCAAUUUUGGCGUUCUUGAUCUCAGGAGCAACAAUUUCUAAGAAAUAACAAUUUUGGCAUAAUUCAUAGCGUGGAAUAGCUAUUAGCAUAGUUCGUAGCGGCCUCGCUUUUUGUUAAUUUUGCUUAACUUUUUAAUUAAAGCCAACAUUGCAGAGAAAGAUUUUCAUAAAAUGGGCGAAGGCACUUUUCUGAGCUCCUAAUAAUUGAACUACUGUUCUAAACAAAUGAAAAAAAUAUAUAGAAUGAUAUCCUUAUAUAGUCGUAUAGUUUGUAGCGGCCUUUGAAUUUUUGGAAAUAAUUGAUUUAAUAUAGAAAAAAAAAAUCUUAAUCUAAACCAAAAAGCUUCGAAGAUCGCUGCGUGAAUUUCUCUUAUCUACGAUAAUAUUAUUGAGAAAAAUUUAUACAAGAAUAAUUGUUACUUCAUGAAGGAUAACGAUUAAAUAAUUUUAAAGCA
Plodia interpunctella (Indianmeal moth) is the source of this 2464-nucleotide messenger RNA. Its product is annotated as titin-like. The record is from RefSeq and is a predicted model, not a curated record. The coding region runs from base 55 to 1566 and encodes 503 amino acids. The transcript has 16 exons. NCBI's taxonomy places the organism in Eukaryota, Metazoa, Arthropoda, Insecta, Lepidoptera, Pyralidae.